AUGAGCACAAAUGCCCUGGCGCCCCGGCGGCGGGCCAUCGCGCUCAUCUCGGGUGGAAAAGACAGCAUCUUGGCCGCCCAUCUGGCUCAAGUAGUGUUAGGGUACGAAGUUGCGGCUUUUGCGCACUUGAAGCCGAAACAAGCGAGCGGCACGGCUAAGACGGAUGAGACGGACAGCUACAUGUUCCAGUCGGUGGGGAGCGACGCCGUGGACUACUUGGGCGAGCACGCCUUGACCUCCCCCGCCUCCGCCUCCCCCCUGGGACGCCCGGUGGUUUACUUCUCCGCGGAGAUCCAGGGGGAAUCGUUACGCGUUGGAGUAGAUUACGAGCCUGAGGAGGGCGAUGAAGUGGAAGACAUGCGGCGUCUGCUACAGCAGGUGCUGACCCAACUCAAGCGCGACGACGCGGAAACGCCAAGACCUGUGGAAUACGCGGUUGUUACCGGGGCGAUAUGGAGUCGGUACCAGAGACAUCGAGUGGAGAGUGUGUGUCGUGACCUAGGUAUGCGUUCUGUGAGUCCUUUAUGGUCACUUGACCAGAACCUGUACUUACUGCAGCUGCGGCGACUACGGAGAGAGUUCGAGUGCAUUUUGAUUAAGACAGCCUGUUUGGGGCUAGGCCGAAGACACUUGCUCAGGUCAUUCGACGACGAAGAAUUGGUGCGCGACCUCAUGUGUCUUUACGACAAGUAUGAGAUCAACGUUGGCGGUGAAGGUGGCGAGUAUGAAACCUUCACCACUCGUGCACCUGGCUAUGGUCGCGGCGGCCUGGCCCUGGACCCGCAAGCUACCAAACGGAUACAGGCCGAUUUCGACACCUCUUACGCCCGGGUUCGAGUCGAACCUAGGUGCCCUAUUGCACCCGCGGCGUUCGGGAUACUUGCCGCGGAAAGCAGCUACCUGUCCAAAGUGAGAGCGCUAUGGAACUCGGGACAGCUGGAGCUCAUCGAAGCCGGCUUUGCAGCUGAGGGCCCCGGGGUAGAGAUGGACGGUGGAGUGACAGAAGUGUGUGAGGUGGAGGAUCCUGCGAAGGCGGAGGAUCCUGCGAAGCCGUGGUUGGCGUUGCGGAAAAUUAGGGUACCGAAGUGUGUAGAUUCAGAACCACGUGCGAAGUUUCAGCAAUUUGGUAAGCAGGGUCGCAAUUGUCAGCAAGUGUCGAAGGAGUUAAUAGAGUCCGAUUGCAUGGCCUUCCGCUUGUCUAGUGAAGAGGGUAUGGUGUGGCGUCGGGACGUCUCGGUGGCGGUGUGUGACGUGUUACCGAGUGUGUGCGCGCCGAUGAGUGUGUAUGGACAGGUGCUUUCGGCGUUGCGAGGACUGGAUAAUUUUUUGGCUGCCACUGGAGAUCAACCUUACAACAUCCGCGCAACGCCUAGCGGUCCUUGGGCACCGGGUGGCGAGUGGUCGGUAGCUGGGUUGAUAGACCGGCUCGUGGUCGGUUUGCCGCGGCUGUGUGUAGACGUGGUCAAGAGUGAUGUGGCCGAAUGGGUGCGUCAGUUGUGCGUGGAAUACGCACGACGUAAUCCUGGUAGGGAUGUGCGUCGUCUAAAUCUCUUCCUGCGUCUGAAAGCCUUGGACCUCGUAGCCUGUCCUCUAUGUCUCGAACAUGGGGCACUCUGCCAAUGUCCCCAGGAAGAGCUAUUACAACACAAAUUCCUUCGCGCCAACCCCAAACGCGAAGUUGGUCCCAGAGAAAUAGGGCCGAGCGGAGUGCUCGGUCCUGAGAAAACGGCCGUGCCCCAACGAAUCACCAUUCUGUUUGAUCAACCUACUUUUUAUGUCAACUUUUUGGUCCAUUACAGCAACAGUAAACUCGGGUCUAUCGAAGAAUUGUGUAGCACCAAGCUUAAUGUAAGUGAACCGUGUAAUGAACUGGGGAUCUUCUACGCCAACUCGGACAUCAGUCGUCAGGAGGAGUCUACCGUCACCAAGUACGCUCCAGGCUACGGAGUAUUGUCCGUCCGAUGGAUCUCUUAUGCGUGCCAGUGGAUGCCUUCAUGUGUCGUGCUAUGGUUCGACUGGACGUCCGUUGGUCGUCGAUCAUCUGGAUCGUUUUCCGAGUCGGUCGCGGCGGAUGAGGAGACUGUUACCAAAAGUCGGCUGUGCCAGACAAGCAUCGAACGCGUGCACAAGGAACUGCAUUCCCAUUACCAGAAUGCCGCUCCUAUCAUGCCCGUCAUCCUCCUCUCCUCCGAUCUCGACGAGAACGCGCGGCGAAGCAUCUGCAAACUCAUCGAGUCCUCAGUGGCACCGGUGAAGUCCCGAAAUGACUACACUUCAGUCUUCGUGAUAUUCCACCAACAACUCACUUCCGCUACGAGACUAACCGAGUCAGACUAA
This is a messenger RNA of Gregarina niphandrodes, 2337 nucleotides long. RefSeq names its product MJ0570-related domain protein. Gene Ontology annotation, molecular function: diphthine-ammonia ligase activity. Gene Ontology annotation, biological process: protein histidyl modification to diphthamide. NCBI's taxonomy places the organism in Eukaryota, Apicomplexa, Conoidasida, Eugregarinorida, Gregarinidae. The record is from RefSeq and is a predicted model, not a curated record. The transcript is spliced from 3 exons. Bases 1 to 2337 code for a protein of 778 amino acids.